Messenger RNA from Sinocyclocheilus rhinocerous, 2872 nucleotides. RefSeq names its product ribosomal protein S6 kinase alpha-6. The record is from RefSeq and is a predicted model, not a curated record. The transcript has 15 exons. Gene Ontology annotation, molecular function: ATP binding; magnesium ion binding; protein serine/threonine kinase activity. Gene Ontology annotation, biological process: intracellular signal transduction; protein phosphorylation. NCBI's taxonomy places the organism in Eukaryota, Metazoa, Chordata, Actinopteri, Cypriniformes, Cyprinidae. The coding region runs from base 217 to 1992 and encodes 591 amino acids.
AUUUCUGAACGUGGCAACUGGGCACUGUGCAUGAGCUGAAGUUUUGUUCAGAAUACAUAUAAUUUACCUGUAAAUGAAUGUACAUGUGAAUCGUUUAGGCUUUCAUAUAAACACGACAUUCAGAACCUUUUCAUCUUUGUCAUGAUGAUGCUGUGCAUUAUGCUGUUGUGUGUGAUCUUUGAUGCGAGAGUAAAUCUGUCCAGUUCUUACUAGGUUAUGUUUACAGAGGAGGAUGUGAAAUUCUACCUUGCAGAGCUGGCCCUUGCAUUGGAUCAUCUACACAACCUAGGCAUUGUUUACAGAGACCUGAAGCCUGAAAACAUUUUGCUUGAUGAAGCUGGACAUAUCAAGUUAACAGACUUUGGGCUCAGUAAAGAAUCGGUAGAUCAGGACAAAAAAGCGUACUCGUUCUGUGGCACUGUGGAGUAUAUGUCCCCUGAGGUGGUCAACAGAAGAGGUCACACGCAGAGCGCUGACUGGUGGUCCCUCGGCGUCUUAAUGUUUGAAAUGCUGACCGGCACAUUACCGUUCCAAGGAAAAGACCGGAACGAGACAAUGAACAUGAUUCUUAAAGCAAAGCUGGGAAUGCCACAGUUUUUAAGUUUGGAAGCACAAAGUCUUUUACGAAUGCUCUUCAAACGAAAUCCAUCAAAUCGUUUAGGAGCCGGUCCUGACGGAGUAGAGGAGAUCAAACGUCACGCGUUCUUCUCCACCAUCGACUGGAAUAAACUGUACAGAAGAGAACUUCAGCCUCCAUUCAAACCUGCUGCAGGGAAACCAGACGACACCUUCUGCUUCGACCCAGAAUUCACAGCCAAAACUCCCAAAGAUUCUCCAGGCAUUCCCCCCAGUGCAAACGCUCACCAGCUCUUCAAAGGCUUCAGUUUUGUAGCUCCAGUCUCUCUGGAGGACAGCAGAAGUGCCCCGCUGGUCAACAUUCUCCCCAUAGUGCAGAUGCACGGAGGCAUGGCUCAGUUUGCAGACGUGUACGAGCUGAAGGAGGACAUCGGCGUGGGUUCGUACUCCAUAUGCAAACGCUGCACACACAGAGUCACUGCCAUGGAGUUUGCUGUAAAGAUUAUUGACAAAAGCAAGCGCGACCCGUCGGAGGAGAUCGAAAUCCUGAUGCGGUACGGCCAGCAUCCCAACAUCAUCACGCUGAAGGACGUGUACGACGAGGGCCGCUUCGUGUAUCUGGUGACGGAGCUGAUGAAGGGCGGCGAGCUGCUGGAUAAGAUCCUCAGACAGAAGUUCUUCUCAGAGCGAGAGGCCAGCGCUGUGCUCUACACCAUCACCAAAACUGUGGACUAUCUGCACUGCCAGGGGGUGGUGCACAGAGACCUGAAGCCCAGCAACAUCCUCUACAUGGACGACUCGGGGAACCCCGACUCCAUUCGCAUCUGUGACUUCGGCUUCGCCAAGCAGCUGCGAGGAGACAACGGGCUGCUGCUCACUCCCUGCUACACCGCUAACUUCGUGGCUCCUGAGGUGCUGAUGCGGCAGGGCUACGACGCCGCCUGUGACAUCUGGAGUCUGGGAGUCCUGCUCUACACCAUGCUGGCGGGGUACACACCCUUCGCUAACGGCCCCAACGACACGCCGGAGGAGAUCCUGCUGCGCAUCGGCAGCGGGAAGUUCUCCCUGAGCGGAGGAAACUGGGACUCGGUGUCCGACUCCUCGAAGGACCUGCUGUCUCAUAUGCUGCAUGUGGACCCUCACCAGCGGUACUCCGCAGAACAGGUGCUGAAGCACUCGUGGAUCGCCUGCCGCGACCAGAACCCACACUUCCAGCUCACUCGCCACGAGGCGCCUCAUCUGGUGAAGGUACGGCACGCUUCUCGAUCCUCAGACACUGAGGCGAUGCUUGACUGUGUCGUGUGUGUCUCUCGCAGGGAGCGAUGGCUGCCACGUACUCCGCGCUCAACCACCAGACGUGUAAGCCGCUUCUGGAGCCGGUCGCUGCCUCCAGUCUGGCUCAGCGCAGGAGCAUGAAGAAGCUGACGUCUGCAGACAUGUCCUGAGGAGCCUGACGCGCGUCUCGAGCUUCUGUUUCUCUCUGGGAGAGUGAAGAACACCAGCUCCAUCACGUGUUUGAAUGCUCUCGCUCCGAGACCCAGAGCUCACGAAGAAACGUCCAGCUCGUGUAGUUUGUGCAGAGAGUACAGGAAGCCUGUUUGUUGGACCAUUAAGAACAUUUCGUGACAACCCAAUCCCGCAGAUUUCCUGUAUAUCAGGAUUAGUUUUCGCUAAAUUCUCCAGUAUGUGGUACGAGACGUUCUUCUAAAUGCUUUACAGGUGAAACGAUGUCUAGUUUUUCCCACAUGAGCUGAAAGGAGAUGAUAAAUGUGCUGAAUUGUCUAGAGCAUCACAAACAGGCUUGGUUUUCCUCGCGCACGAUACGCUUGUGACCUGCACAUUCCUCGCCGUUCUCCAUCUGUGAGCCACUUCCUGUCCCCUUAGUGUUGCGAAGCACAUGGCAUUACCUCAGAAGCACUCAGUGUUAGCGUCUCUUCGGCUCGGUGUAUAUAGACUCGUUCAUCAUGUGUUUGUGUGGAUCCCUGAGCACAUUUGCACUGAGGCUCGGCAGCUCGUCUGUUCCCGUCUCGGACCGCUCUUUGCCUUUUGUUGAAUGGGAAGUACAUGAGCAAAAGGUGGAGAAAUUAAUCUAUAUUUAUAAAGUCGAAUGAGGUGAGUGAAUGUAGAUGAGACUGAAUCCACGAAAUCGCAUCUCUCUGCUCCAGAUGGAGGGAAAAAUUAUUCCAUACAACUUUGUGGAAACUGUAUCAUAUUGUAUUUAUUUCACUUGUUUUUAAGAUUUUAUUUUUCUUUCAGGUGAUGUACAUAUUGACAUUAAAGAACAUUAUUGACAUGA